AUUUCUGUAGACGUGUCACAGGAGAUUAUGCCUGCAGGCUUUUUUCCACACUGCAGGUGCAAAAGGAGUCAUAUGGUUUAUUUGAUAGUGGACGUUUUUCAGUGGUUGAUAAGCUAAGUGUGUUUCUUAGGAAAGGACAUGCAUCAGUACAUCUGUGCAAUCAAGUCCGUAGGUUCCACUAACCGGAGCGCUUCCUUGAGAACGUUGGCUUUUCUUAUUUUUUCUUAAGGAUUUCUUUCUCGCAAAGGUGGCUCAUGGAGUGUUUUAAGAGAAAGUGUUAGACAGUCUGCUACAGGACAGAGGAUUGACACUUUGGAUGUCAGUGUCUGGAUUUGUCAGAGUGAAUAAGCACAGCUGGAGUAGCUGUCAGGUGAAAUAAGCCUGUCUAUAACGAGAGGAAGACAUUACAAGCUGGUGCUGAGUCAGCAAUUGGAUAAUGUGUGUGGAAUCAUGGCCUUGAUAUUAGUUCGGUUUGGAGCUUAAUCAGGUAUGAGCCACACAAACCCAGAAUAAGCAGCUCAGACCACCCAGAGAGAACAGAGGUCCACACAUGGCACUUGCAGCUGUAGAGAACUCAUAGAAGCUAAAGAUGGCCGAUCCUGAAAGACUUCAUUUUGGGUCCACCAUGGCUUCAUUGCACUGUUCUGUUCCCAUAAACCAGAGCCAUUUUGGAUCCAACGAUUCUGAAAUAGGACUGGGAGACACAUGCACACCGAAUGGGAAGAACUGGCCUGCUCUGAUCAUUCUGGUCAUCAUUUUCUUCACCAUUGGAGGGAAUAUUUUGGUAAUACUGGCAGUGUCACUGGAGAAGAAGCUGCACAAUGCCACCAACUUUUUCCUGCGCUCGCUGGCUGUGGCGGACAUGCUUGUGGGCAUCCUGGUCAUGCCAGCUUCACUGAUCAACAUACUGUAUAAUAACUCCUGGCCCCUCCCCCGAGUGCUGUGCCCCAUGUGGAUCUUCUUGGACGUGCUCUUCUCCACAGCCUCCAUCAUGCAUCUGUGUGCCAUCUCUCUGGACCGCUACAUCGGAAUCCGGAGCCCCAUCCAACACAGCCGCUCCAACUCCCCCUGCAGGGCCAUGGCCAAGAUCACAGUAGUCUGGACCAUUUCCAUUGUUGUCUCCAUGCCCAUCCCAGUGAUUGGCCUGCAGGAUGAGCAGAAGGUGUUUGUGAAUGACACUUGUGUGCUGAACGAGCCAUGCUUUGUGCUGGUGGGCUCGUUUGUGGCCUUCUUCGUCCCCCUCCUCAUCAUGGUGGUCUGCUACUGCCUCACCAUCAGGCUCCUCCAACAGCACGCGGCCACUUUCUCCCGUGACCGCAACAGCUAUGCUGAUACUAACCCCAAGCAGCCUUCACCCCAGCCCAGCAUCAGCGGCAUCAGUCUUUUGAACGAGGAACCACCCACCACCCAGAGCAAAGGAGCCGUCCAGCCCCUCAGCUCUCCGCUAACAGGCCAUGCGGGCAUGGCUCCUCAAGGCCAAGGUAGGCGAGGCAUGACACAGGCAAUCAAGAACGAGCGUAGGGCAUCAAAAGUCUUGGGCAUGGUCUUCUUCCUCUUCCUGGUGAUGUGGUGUCCAUUCUUCAUCACUAACGUGCUGGUUGCUGUGUGCCGGGACGACUGCGAGCACCUGUCCAGGCUGAUGGAUCUCUUCGUGUGGGUAGGCUACGUCUCCUCUGGGGUCAACCCGCUGGUCUACACUCUAUUCAACAAGACUUACCGCCAUGCCUUCUCUCGUUACCUGCACUGCAGGUAUCACAAACAGACAAAGCCCCUUCUGAACAACUCGGCUUGCCAGGUUUAUUCUGUCUCACCGACCCCCAUCCUGUGUGAGAGGAGCUUCACGGACACUAAUGGAAAUGGCUUUUCAGCACAUAUUAAGGAUUUAGACUUGAACCAAGAGCAUAAACAAUCAGAUGAGAUGCUGAAAGACAGAAACAGUAGCCUUCCCAGCCAUAUGGAACACAUCAGCAGCGUCUGAUUGAUAGAAACAAGGACGAUGGAAGAACCUACCCCAGUACUAUGACUCUAACUUUGUGUUUUACCACUCAAAUCUCUACUUGGGUUUCUCCUUUAAUGUCUGCAUGUUUUUGGAACCAAACUUGGUGGAUGUAAUGACUUAAAUAUGUUAUUGACUGCCAAGCAUCGACAUGUCAUUUGCACAGAAUUGUGCUUAUAAAACAGCAUGCUCCAUGAACUUGCUUUAUAUUUUUUCCUUGAAUAUGCAACACAGAACUAGACAUGUG
This is a messenger RNA of Colossoma macropomum (tambaqui), 2243 nucleotides long. Its product is annotated as 5-hydroxytryptamine receptor 2C. Lineage: Eukaryota; Metazoa; Chordata; Actinopteri; Characiformes; Serrasalmidae. The transcript has 6 exons. Gene Ontology annotation, cellular component: dendrite; plasma membrane. The coding region runs from base 590 to 1978 and encodes 462 amino acids. Gene Ontology annotation, molecular function: G protein-coupled serotonin receptor activity; neurotransmitter receptor activity. Gene Ontology annotation, biological process: G protein-coupled receptor signaling pathway, coupled to cyclic nucleotide second messenger; chemical synaptic transmission. The record is from RefSeq and is a predicted model, not a curated record.